AUGGCGAAUUCAUCACGUGAUGUUUCCGAAGCGAUGGGAGCAUUGCACGAAGAGCUCGAGAUACACAAGAUUGAUCUGCAAUGCAUAUUGGAGGAGAGUAGGGUAUUGGUUCAACAGAUACGUUUUGAAAGAAUUUAUACCUACGACCGUAUUGCAUUGAUCAGUUUAAUGGAAGCUCGAUGCGUUCAACUUGACGCAGUGCUUGAACAUCUCCAUUUCAAAAGACUGAAAGUAAUAGAGAUUGCCGCCAAAAUGGAGGAAUUGAACAGAAUAGCGAACCAAUAA
This is a messenger RNA of Acanthocheilonema viteae, 285 nucleotides long. The record is from the annotation of a GenBank genome assembly. Lineage: Eukaryota; Metazoa; Nematoda; Chromadorea; Rhabditida; Onchocercidae.